AUGGCGGCUUCGUGCUCAUCUGACGCCAUUGGGCCAAAGGAGGACAGCUCAGCCACUGCAGACGAGUCGGCACAGGCACAGGCAGCCCAUCCCCUCAGCGAUGAUGAGGAGAUCAAACCUGAGCUCUCUGCAAUGAUAUCAGACACGGUGAGGUUAUGCUAGGAACACAGCCGAUGCGGCAGGUGGAUUGGCUUCUCACUGUCCUCAAUGUGUGUCAUGCAGCCCGGCCUGCUGGAUUGCGUCAUUGUAUUCUUGUCGCUUCAUCUGCUGGUGUACCUGUCGCGGCACAUGAGGGAGGCCGUCGCACCUCACCACACACGGCUCGUCAUCAGCGCGGCUGACAAGGAGGAAUGGUCCCUCUGGGAGCGCAUCCCAAUCGGCCUCGUCAAGCGGCUGGCAGCGUCCCUCACUCGCCUCACGUCCCUUAUCUUCCGCUACCCCUUUGCCGCCACUCUCUGGUGCUUCGACGUCUUCAUCACGUUCGUCGAAGGCCACGCUGAGGGGCGGCGAACAGCCAACAUGCAGGGAGGGAGUCUGCAGACGAUCGUCUUGGAGUGGGAAGGUUCUCUUUCUUCGGCCAUGUUGGGCCGACUGCAGCGGAGAGAUCCUCCCCUCCCUCCGCCCGCAGUCCCGCCCCCUACCCUUGACGCGCUCACGUCCAUCACAUUACUCGGAGGCGGACAUGGGAUUCUAGCUAAUAGAGAUUGGCGCAUGCCCUCUCUUGCACGAGUGGGGCAGACGGGGUGGUCGUACCGCUCGUUGGGCCGCUUCAUCAGCACCUCCCGACGCCUGCAGCACGUCGACGGGGACUUCUCAGAUGGCGACUGGGCGAAGGCCUUUGAGCAUCUGCCUGUGGGCGAUGGGGGACAGCCGGGGCCUCUCAGCCAGCUCAAGAGUAUGGGCAAGAUUUGGCUGUUCAGUGUCGAUGAGACAGAUCGACUGCAGGUGAAUAGAACAUACACAUAGAAACGAGGAGUGCGUGGCACUUGGAACGGUUCGCGCAUCCCCUACCUCAGGCAACGCUCUCGUCACGUGGCUGUCGGAAGGCCCUUCCCGGGCUUCACGUGAGCCUUUCCCUCGCAGCAAUUGACGUGCCGGACCGCACCGUCGCCCGGCUGUGUGCCCUCGAUCGCCUCAUUAACUCCUGCUGUACAUCGCCGGACGUCCCUGUCAGGGUCAGCCAUCUGGACGGCCUCUCACUCAAGCUCGAUCACUUCCACACUGCGCCCUUCCCCUCAAACCCCACCCCCACAUUCAGGAGGACGAUCCAGCAGGUGGUCCAGAAGGCAAGUGGUGUGUAUUUCCACCUCACAGACGGCCCCUUGCCCCCCGCCACAGAGGCGGCAAUCGACCUGGCCCGGACGCUGUCAUUCGACAGCGCCACAGAGGUCGAGGUCGAAGUCUCCGCCAAUGCCACCAUCCCUUCCCAGGACAGCAUGAUCAUCUCGCAUCUGCAGCAACUGCCGCCGCGAGCAGGUCUGCUGUUCCGGCUUUAUUCUGCUCGAGCGGCCCAGCCUGGUGUCGCGGGCGCUGUGGGUGCCAUGAUGGCCGCCAAGAUGCACAAGUAUGUCCAGAACGUCGACUUAGCGGAGUUGCUUGGAGAAGACGCCGUCCGUGUGCUUGAGGGUCUCGGGAGAGACAGGGAGGUGGGCAUCGUGAGGAUAAGAUGGGCCAAUUUGGAGCAGCUGACGAGCACCACUGCGACGCUGCCAGCUAUAGAUGGACUCGCAGUUGUGGGUGAGCCGAGCCAGGGAAGGAAGUGCACCUAGCCUUACCGAUAUCGGAUUCUGUCUGUGUAUGUCCUGUCAGUGGCGCAACACGUGGGGGAUGAGCAGGAGGCUGCCCAUUUCAAUUCAUGCCUCGUGUCGCUCUGCCAGAGUGUACGGGGCCUGAAGCGUGUGGACACGUAUGUCGACGUCACAGAGACGGCUGUGCCAGACGUGGUUGAGCUGCUCGAUCGGGGCACCAAGCUCGGCAGUGACUUCAGCGUCACCGACUUCAGCGUCACCAACCUGCGGCGGGGGCAUGGCACUGUCAAGGUCACUGCCACACGGGACACGAUACCGCAGGUCGGCACGAACGACAGAGAGGAAGAACGAUUUUGGUCGGUGGCUGCUUGUGACUGUGGAUGUUGGUCAGGCUGCUGCUCCUGCUGGUGCUGGUGCUGGUGCUGGUGCUGUGGUUUCCAGGGGUCCACCAGAGAGCCACGAGCAGGCGAGCGCACCUGCUGCUGCCUCAUCGGCAGGCCGUCCACGUGUCGCCGCGGAGAUGGUCGACGACACGGAGCAUUAUGCGCCCUUCCUGACGGAAUGCGCCAGCGCUGCCGAAGAGGUGCAGACAUGUCCUUUGAAUCGCCAUGUCGCUCAUCGGUUGCCGGCUCCUGCUUGCUGGUCGUCACAGGGGCGGAUGCCGCACAUCGCACCCUCGAAUCCUCAGGUACAGACAGACAGACAGGCAGGGAGGCAGACACGCGUGUGAUGGGUGAGAGGAGCACCACGCGUUCAAUUGCGUGACGCUUGCGUGUGUGGCUCGUCAGAGUGGUGGUGGUGCUGUUGCUGUGGUUCCGAAUGGGCCAAGCGGUGCUGCGGUAGGUGACUUCGUAUUGACACAUAUGAUACGCUUAUGUAUGCCAUCGUUGUCAGGUCGCUCUCUCGUCCAUCACCUCUGCUGCGUCGCCGCCCCUCACCAGCCGCGCCAUGAGGCCCAUGCUGCUGCCGUCGAUGCCCCACCCACCCCCUCGCCCCCACACCGCCAUGACGACAUUCAUGGUGAUGGCCAACUAUCCCUCGCCAGCUCCCAUGAUCCCACCAUACGCCCGUCCGCCCCUCCCCGCGUCCCUCCCUGGUGGCACAGCUGCUCCACAGGCGCACCAUCAGGUCCCCUUCCCGCCACCUUCAGCAGCCCCAGCGAUCAGGGGACCUCCAGGUGCACCGCCGACCAUACCAUGGUGGUACCAGCCACACGGAGGAAUCCCGCCAAACGCACACGGGCAGCCACGGCAGCCGCCACGAGGCAGACAGCAGGAGGGGCGGGGCAAUAGCUGGAUGGGUGAUUGAACGGCAGUGUGGACGGAUGGAUGGAUGGAUGGACUGGAGACGGUUUUCGGGGCGUGUGAGAAUGCAG
This is a messenger RNA of Vitrella brassicaformis, 3123 nucleotides long. Lineage: Eukaryota; Vitrellaceae. The record is from the annotation of a GenBank genome assembly.